AUGACUGUCGCCACUGCCACGGAGCCCCGGGAGCUGGCGGACCUUGGCCGGCAGCGCAGCUUCGACGUGCAGGUGCUGUUCGGAGACCGGCGCCAGGAGCACUACCGCGCCCUGGCGCGCGCCAUCAUCGAGCGGCUGGCAGAGAAGACUUCAAAGCCUCUGCUACUGGGCAUCCACCUGCAAGACAAGAGCGUUGAGGCUUUCAGGGCAAUUCUCCAAGAAGUGCAGCAGCGCUUGUCGGGGGUGGCGCCGCCCGAGGACGACGACUUCGCAGACUUCGAGGGCCGCGUGAGCCUUGACACCAUCAAGGUGCGCUCCAAGUAUCUCUGGAGGCACGAUCUGACUGGCCCCACUCCCCUGUGGAGCGAUCCUGACAUGAAAUGGCACCUGGGGCUCUUCACAAGUCUUAAAGACUUGGAGCCGAAGUUUGUCGACACAGGCGGCCGCGCAUAUCGCUGGGAGCAGGGCGACGCCGCGGACCAGGAGCUGCGACUCUUUCUGCCCGUGGCAGCGACCACGCAGGUGAAGGAUGUGGAGUUUCAGGUGGCGCCGCGUUCUCUUCGUGUCCGCGUGGCUGGGCAGCCGUUGCUGGAGGGAGAGCUCUGGUCCGAGGCUGAUGUGCAAGACACUUACUUUGAGCUUGAUGGGCAGGGUGAAUCCCGGGUCUUGGUCGUCUACCUGGCAAAGGCGCGUGUGGAGACCUGGGAGGAGGUGAUGCAGGUGUGCUAUACCUGGGCGCCCGCCGGGCGCUACAACGAGGAGAUCCGUAUCUCCGUGCCCAUCAGAGAAGAUGUCGUUGCUUCGGAUGUGGACUUCUCCCUGUCGGAAGGCCAUCUACGGCUGGCGCUGAAGGGCCAAAAGCCCUGGCUGGAGGGCGACUUGUGGGGCGCGGUGGAUCCGGAAGACUGCGAUUGGAUGAUCGAGAAUGACGAGGGCCAAAGGUGCAUCGUCGUCACCCUGGGCAAGCUGCACGUGCGCGAGCACUGGGAUCGGCUGCUGAAGUCCGAGGAGGGCCUAGGAGGUUGGUCCACCUUCGAGCCGGGGAGUCACAAGGAGACGGACCUGGCAGUGCUUGGGUCCUUGGAGUACCGCGGCGUUCACCGGAUGGCCUGA
Effrenium voratum is the source of this 1113-nucleotide messenger RNA. The record is from the annotation of a GenBank genome assembly. Lineage: Eukaryota; Dinophyceae; Suessiales; Symbiodiniaceae.